Molecule: messenger RNA, 3574 nt
Organism: Astyanax mexicanus (Mexican tetra)
Lineage: Eukaryota; Metazoa; Chordata; Actinopteri; Characiformes; Acestrorhamphidae
Gene: samd10a
Product: sterile alpha motif domain containing 10a
Exons: 5
Coding region: 153-680 (175 amino acids)
Biological process (GO): cell surface receptor protein tyrosine kinase signaling pathway
Cellular component (GO): cytoplasmic side of plasma membrane
Molecular function (GO): protein binding
Source: RefSeq, a predicted model, not a curated record
GCUGAGGGGAGCUGUCAGCGCGCGGCGGAACAGACUUGCCGGAGCUCCGCGCGGACUGUCGGGUCCCGACCGAGCAGCAUGGACUAUCUGAGCCCAGAACUUUCCCCCUGAGAGCGGAACCGAGCCCGGGCAGCAGGAGCGGAACCGCGGACAUGGCUGUGGACGCUGCCUCCAGCUUUAGUUUUUGCCGUCCUGCUGUGGAGUAUAAGGCUCUUCCAGAGGAUUUUAAGUACCAGUUGAGCCGCUGUACCGGUGGAAACCUCACCUGGCACGAGGGCCGCGGGCACAAGACAGCAGGGGGCCGCACUGUCAAGCUGCUGCAGCAGCCCGGAACUGAAGGCGUGCAGCUUCGCACAGGAGAAUCAUACUCCGUUUACCACACCAGUCCCACUCUGCCCAGCCUGUCCAGACCAGUGGUUCUGUGGUCUCAACAGGACGUGUGCAGGUGGUUAAAGAAACACUGUCCUCACAACUACUUGACCUAUGUGGAGGCCUUCUCCCACCACGCCAUUACAGGCCGAGCUCUGUUGAGACUAAACGGCGAGAAGCUGGAGAGAAUGGGGCUGGUGCAGGAGACUCUCCGCCAGGAGCUUCUUCAGCAGGUGCUGCAGCUUCAAGUGCAGGAGGAGGGCCGCAACCUCCAGCUGCUCAGUCGAGGCUCUUUCAGGAACCUGUCAUAGCCCCAGCCAUGCGUGGGCACCUCUCCCAGGCUCAGUGCGCUGCAAGAGGGCAUCCAGGCAUGUGGGGAAGAAGCGAAGAGGCUGCAGUGAGAGACCUCUGGAUUUAGACUGUCACAGGCCACCGGGGGAGGCACCAGCGUAAGCUUUCAGCUUUAGCAGCUCAACCUCCUUCUCCAUCUCAAACCAAGAGGAACAGCGGAGAAGAAAACACUGAAUCUGUAACAGCAGGCAGAAUAACAAAGACUCUAACCUGAAUCUCCGCUUGCUCUCUGUGUUGUGCCCUAUUCUAUAAUGUAUAAUGUAGCCUCCCUGUGAGGAACAAGGAUCCAGCACUCUAACCGGCAGAGCUGGGAGGCAGGAGUAUUCAUGUAGGGCUGUGUGUAUUGGGAAGAUUUUGGCGAUAUGUUAAUGUGUAUCACGAUACAUAUAACAUAAUAUAUCACAAUACUGUAAGCAAUUUUUGCAAUCAAAUUUGAGAAAAAAAAAACACUAUCAAAUUCAUAAAAUCUGGGGCUCCAUAUGGUCCAGCAGGGUAAGUGCUGUCUCUAUGUUCAGGAAAUCACCGGUUCGAAUCCUCUUUAUGUAGCUUGCCAUCAGCUACCAAAGCCCUGAGAGAGCACAAUUGGUCUUGCUCUCUCUGGAUGGGUACAUGGCGCUCUCUCCCCACAUCGCUCCAAAGGGUGAUGUCGCUCAGCAAGAGGCAUCUGUGAGCUGAUGUAUCAGAACCGAGUUGCUGCCCUUCCCUCUGAGUGCGCUGUGAUGCUACUUGGCAAUGCUGCAUCAGCAGCAGCUCAAAAAGAGGCAUUGGCUGACUUCACAUGUGUCUGUCUUCCUUGUGUUGGGGCAUCACUAGUGAUAAGGGGAGUCCUGGUGAAUGGGAUCGGUAAUUGGCUGUGUAAAUUGGGGAGAAAAUGGUAUGAAAAUUUGAGAUAAUAUUAUAAAAACAAAAAAAUAAACUUUUUAUCUAAUCAGAAGAGUGGGAUGUAACAACACUGUACAACACUGCCCUGAAUGUACCACUUCUGACACCAAUCUUUACAACUGUAAAUUAAUAUUUAUAAAUCAAUACCGUGUUUUUAAAAACUGAUACAGUAUUGCAGAACAAAAACUAUUGCGAUACAAUAUGUUAUUGACGUUUCUUACACCCACAUUUUCAUCCUAGCCAGUUGGAGCCGGCUUCCUUUAAAGAAAUAAUGACUGUUGUUUUUUCCGUGCCACGUCAACAAGUACUUUUCUUUUGGCCACAAAGAACUGUCGGUAUGUGUUUUGACACUUCACACAAGAACCCAGUGUACAAGUGCAGAAACCCCCAGAGAGACAAGUGUCAGUUGGGAGGCGGAUGGAAGGAGAUGACAGACUACAUAGAGCGCAAUCGUCCAAAAAUGAAGCACAAGCCCAGGCUUGCCUGGCAGAGGCACCACAUCCGACCAGAUAAUGUCAGGUUUAUAGUGUAUUAGAGCACAAUGGAAUAAAGCGGCAGUGCAAACAAGCUCAUUAGGGCAGGGCUUCCAUUGUUCAGAGGCUGUCGCUGAAUGAAUGCUUUGGAUUAGAUUUGGCUAAAUGAGUUUAUUAAACAUGGCUACACACAGUGCAGGAAGUUAAUACACUCUUAAAUAAAAAAAUAAAAUAAAGGUGCAAAAAAUAAAGGCUUCUGUGGAGUGCUUCCAUAGAAGAACCUCUCUGGGUUUUAAAACAUUUUUGUAUUAAUAUUAAGUGUAUUAAUGUGCAGAAUCUUUUUAAAAAUUUGACAAACCUCCUCAUAAUGCAAAGCUUAUUAGAUUAGUUCAUGUUUUUCUGUUACCACACACCCAAAAACCAGUUUGGAGACUUUAUAAUGUACAUAUGUUACAGGCCAUUUUUCACUUUUGUGACAUGGGAACAUUAUAGGAAUUCAACAUUACAUAAUGGGUAUGGUCACACCAUGCAUACUGAACAUUCACUGCUUCAUAAUGGCUUUUUAAAAGCUACUUCCUUCUUUUUGAAUUCCUUUCAAAGCCAAGUCAUGCUAAAGACAAUUAAAACCAGAUCUGUAAAAAAUGCAUUGUGUAAUGGUUAUAAUACUAUACUACAAGUACUACAAGUAGGGAUGUCCUGAGACAAGCAGGUUAUUUUGUCCAAUUCAAUUAGAGACUCUUAAUGCUGAGCUUCCAUAAAUGUGGUGGUGAAAUAAAAUCACUUUAUGUUUAGUAAAAGUUCAUAUAAUCAAACAUUCUGUGGACUGAUAUGAAAUAACUGUUAUAUAGUGAAGUGAGUGUGCUAUGAUUUGGGAGUUCUAUAGAAUGUGUGUAUAUUAGCAUCAGUGUUAACCUCCACUCGCUUAUAAAUGUACUAUUCAGUGGUGGAUUAAAACAAAGAAUUGUAUGUAGUCUUCCUGACAGUAAAAAAGAGUGUUUAGGUGAAAAUUAUUUUCAGAUAUUAUGUUACGUUUCAUUGCUCCAAUGUAAAAUAUUUCCAUGCUGCAGUCUCUAACUAAACUCAUUAAUUUACCCUCUGAAUACUCUCCUCAGUGCCGCCGGCUGGGCAGUAAUUUCUGUUAAUGGCACUUUGAGGACACCAGAUGACUCUCUUAACACUGUGGAUGUAAUAUAGCUUUAAAACUGGACUGGAAUUAAAGUAGCCAAUACACAAUCCAUUAAAAUAUACCUGGAUUGGACCGGGACAUCCCUAAAAGCAAGUGUUUUUACUGUAAGAAAUGUGUGAAUAUAAUGUAAUAAUCUGUCUAAAAGUACAUCUCAGGCUUUUUACUUUCAAAAAUAUUAAAAAAUGUACAUCUGUACUGACUUUCACCCUGAGGACAUGUCCCAACGCCCCACUUAAAUUGUUUCACAUUGUGUAUAUAUGCAUUCCUUUCAUAUGACACUCUAAAAAUGUAAAUAAAGUGCAUUAUUAUUGAA